Messenger RNA from Homarus americanus (American lobster), 2383 nucleotides. RefSeq names its product facilitated trehalose transporter Tret1-like. Lineage: Eukaryota; Metazoa; Arthropoda; Malacostraca; Decapoda; Nephropidae. Bases 686 to 2122 code for a protein of 478 amino acids. Gene Ontology annotation, molecular function: sugar transmembrane transporter activity. The record is from RefSeq and is a predicted model, not a curated record. Gene Ontology annotation, biological process: carbohydrate transport; transmembrane transport. The transcript has 10 exons. Gene Ontology annotation, cellular component: membrane.
GCCAAGCGGUCAGACGGCCAGACCACGGAGGAGGACGAGAGGAGAAAGCGUCAAGCUAAAUGUUGCCAGUCAAGACUAGUAAGAGCUGUUAGUUGGGUCUCGUACGCAGUACUCUGGCAACAGGAACACUGUUAAGUAAGGGUGAGCUCCUUACAUGUGUUGUGAGGUUAACACAGCUAUGACAUGCAGUGCAACUUAGCAGGUAUUUUAAAACACAACUAAAGGAGUGAGGAGAGCAGUCAACGCUUAGAAUAAACAGGCAUGACUACACAGCCACCAACACACCCCGGCCAGUCAUUGGUGGCGGCGGCCAGGUUCGUAUGAGCGCUCAGUCCACCACUAACAGCGGGGACAACAGCAAGCAUAGCGAGACCAGCAACAGCCAGGAAGAGAACAGACUUCAACAGUAAGACAACGACGAGAUAAACACCUUACACAGUACCAGGGAGAGGAUGGUCAAAGUGUCAGCAAGAACAGCAGGUACAAGGAAAAAGGCAGAUUUAGCAGCAUAAAGAAUAAACAUUAAGGAUAGCAAGAAUAGUAAAAGAGACGUAAGUAGAGCAUUAACCUCAGAAGCUGUCAAGAGCAGCAGCACCAGUACCAGCAGGCACAGCUGAGGUAAUAAGACAAAAACAUUACUAAGAAAAGUAGGCAUAGCAACGGUAGUAGCAACAGAGACAGCAAUAUGGCGGAGAUGGAGAAGUCGGUCACACAGCUGGUGGAAGAAGUGGAGGAGUGGAAGAAGCCAUCCCAUGCCACCCAGUACUUUGCUGCUUUCUCGGCAUCAAUGAGUGCCAUGGCUGUAGGCGCAGCCAUCGGUUACUCCUCCCCUGCCUCUGCUGCACUUCGUUACACAAACUCCUCUGACGAAAAUUCCGAUGCUUUCUACCUGACCAAGGGGGAAUUAGGUUGGUUCUCUGGGUCCCUCAGCAUCGGGGCGCUCACGGGUUGCAUGCUAGCCGGAUUAUGCAUCAACAACAUAGGCAGGAAAGGCACUAUGCUGGUGUCUGUCGUGCCUCUCUUGAUUGGCUGGAUCCUGAUAGGUUUAGCUCAAAACCUAGCCAUGUUGAUUUGUGGACGCAUCUUGUGUGGAGUGUGUACAGGCAUCAGUUCCCUCGUCGUGCCCACCUACACCACCGAGUGUGCAUCUAAGGACAUCAGAGGAGCCUUGGGAACGGGUUUCCAGUUGUUCAUUACGGUGGGCAUUUUGUACGCUUACCUGUUUGGUUCAGUGAUGGAGUCAUGGCGGUGGCUGACAGCGGUGUGUGCUGUCCUGGGUCUGGUGUUCCUUAUGCUGGCUGUCUUCCUCAAGGAGUCGCCUCACUACCUCCUCUCUAAGGGCAAGGAAGCACAGGCCAGGCAGUCUAUGCAGUACUUUCGAGGUAAGUCCUACGACAUCGAGCUGGAGAUGGCGGAGUUGAAGCAGUCCCUAGAGGAGUCGUUGCAGGUGAAGGUGAAGAUGAGUGACUUGACGAAACCUUACAUCUUGAAGCCGCUGAUAAUCACUAUGCUCCUGAUGGUGUUCCAGCAGAUGGCCGGCGUCAACGCUGUCAUCUACAACAUUGUCAUCAUUUUUCAGGACUCCGGCAAUACGUUAUCCGACGACAUGUGCACCAUUGUCGUAGGUGUCGUGCAGGUCCUGGCCACCGCCUCCUCCACCAUCCUCAUCGACCGUGCCGGGAGGAAGGUGCUCCUCUCCCUCUCUGCUUGCUUCAUGUCAAUUUCCAUAUUCUGUCUGGGUGUGUUCUUCUACGAGAAAAAUAAGGACGAGACGUGGGCGGAAGAUACUCUGGGUUGGCUACCGCUCACCUCCCUAAUAGUAUUCAUCACUGCCUUCUCCAUUGGUUAUGGACCCAUCCCCUGGAUCAUGAUGGGUGAGCUGUUCUAUCCUAACGUGAAGGAGGCGGUGGGUAGCAUGGCUACCACGCUCAACUGGACUUUUGUCUUCAUCAUCACUUUCACCUUUGAGCCUUUACAGGAUGCGAUCUACACCUAUGGUGCUUAUUGGUUCUUUGGGAGCAUUUGUGCCGUCAACUUUAUCUUCUGUUUGCUGUGUGUGCCUGAGACUAAGGGGAAGACUUUACAGGAGACGACUGCCCAUUUCGGUCAUCCACCUUCCUAGGAAUACUGUGACGGUUAUGCUAUGACAUAAUUAACUCUACAGGUUUUCCUUGUAAUAACACAACAUAGUUUUUGUUUUUUGCUGGACACAAGAUUUCACUUACAAUACUUGAAAUAAAAAGUUUCAUACAAGUGAUGAGUGAACACUAUCUGGUAAUCCAUGAACAAGUGUAUAGUAUAUAUUUUUUUAUAAUGUAGUUCCGUAAUAAUUUACAUUAUACAUAACUUCACAAAACUCAGAUAAAAAAGAAUAACUCUUGCA